AUGAAUAUAGUGUUAAAACUAAUUCUCUCACUAUCAGUUCCUAUAAUAAUAGGAGUAUCAUUUAAUCUUUCAGUUUUUUAUUACGUGCUAUACCAAAACGUAAGCUAGUGGGAGAAACAGUAAACAUAAUAAGUAAUCAUAAAUGAAAAUUAAAAGCUUCAUAAUUUACUAUACGCUCUCAAAACUACAAUAGAAAUAAGCUUUAAUACUAUAGAACAAGACUUGAUUAAAUUUCACAACUUCUAUUAUAAGAGAAUGAAGAACAAAGUAAUAGCAAGGAAAUAAUUCUAAUAUAUACCAUGCUCUUAUAGGUACUAUGCUUUUAAUAACUGCACUUAACUUAUGUAUUAAGAAUUUAAGAAGAGCAACACUUAUGUUUAAGGAUAUUUUCAUAGAACUACUUUUGAAUUUGAUGAAUUUUCAGAUGAUGCUAAACAAAGAUUAAAAAAUAUUUGGGACUCUUACUUUUUAGCUACAUCAAGUUAUAUAGCUCGUAAGAAGAGUUUAAUUGCUAUAAGUUAAUCUUUUUAGGCCUAUAAUGAUUCUCUAUUUACUACUACUCCGAUGCUGGACAUGAAUUUAACAGCUUUUUAACCUUAUUAGACAUGCAUUAAGAAUUAAACGUUUUUAGAAAAUUAUGAUCCUAGAUGUAGAGGAUGGUAUUAAAGCACAGUAUAAUAAGCAGGAAAAUAUGAAGUUUACCAGUAUAAGCCAUAUAAAGAUGCUUUCACUAAUACAAUAACAAUGUCUGGUACUGCUUUGCUAUUAGAUGAGAAAACAAACGAUUUUAUAUCAAUUAUAGGAAUGGAUUUCACUAUUACAAACUUAAUUUAAAGCAUACUUGCAAGUUCUGACGAAUUGGAUGAAUCUUAAAUCUCAUCAGGAUACUCUUUGAUUUUUCACGAUAAUAAUAAUACAAUUUUUCAUCAUAAAUAUUGGAAAAAUACUGAUGAUGUUGAAUAUAGUUGGUAAGAUUUAGAAUAUAACUCUACAACUAUUUAUUCUAUAGAAGAGAAAAAUUCAUUUAUUCAAUAAGUAUCAAAUGCAAAGGCUCAUGCUGAAUAAUUUAAUUAUAACAUAGAAAAAUAAAUAAAUAUUGAUUAAUUUUACAUUCCUUUCUCGAAAAAUAAUCUAAGCUAGUAACUAUAGUUUAGUGUAUCCAAUAAAAUCUUUAUAGUAGUGGUAGAUUUUUCCUAACACUACUUAAAAUAGAAUAAUUAUGUAUGUGGGGAGAGUUCAGAGAGAUUUAAGAUAUAUCCUACAGUCUUACAAAAUAUUUGA
Tetrahymena thermophila SB210 is the source of this 1281-nucleotide messenger RNA. Its product is annotated as transmembrane protein, putative. Lineage: Eukaryota; Ciliophora; Oligohymenophorea; Hymenostomatida; Tetrahymenidae. The transcript is spliced from 9 exons. The record is from RefSeq and is a predicted model, not a curated record.